AUGGGACACGUGAGACACGUGGCCUGGGUAUUGUGGGCACUUCUGCCGAUGAUAAUGGCGAGACAAUUCAACUAUCCGAGAGUAAAGUUCGAUUGUCGCCAUCAACUGCCAGCUCAGGACAGAUAUUCGUGGGAGAAACCGUAUUUAGAGAGCUAUCGGACGAUAGAUCCGCACGAUAUUGAAGAUCCCAAUGCUGGUGUCCUUCGUCAAGAAGACUACGCCGGCUACCAAUCAGGGGUCGCCACAAUGGACCUGACAGUCCUCCAGCCUCACCUAGACCCGGACAACGCGGCAGACAGCACAGGCGUGGAAACCAGCGCCGAAUCCCACGUGCAAGAUCCCCACAUCCCCGCCGCACCCCACGACGAAAAAACGAUAACAAUAGUGAGGAACGUAGCGGAUCCUUACCCAGUGGAGAAAAUAGUGCACUACCCAGUGGUGAAAAAGAUCCCCUACCCUGUCCAAAUCCCGGUGCCGGAGCCGUACCCCAUCGAGAAGCCGAUUCCGCACCCGGUCAAGGUCAUGAUCAAAGUCCCCGUGAAGAUCCCAAAGCCGAUUCCGGUUUACAAAGAGAUCCCCUACGCAGUUCAAGUCCCGAUCGAGCGACGAGUCCCCUACAAAGUCUACAUCCCGGAGCCAUUUCCAGUCGAGCGGAAGAUUCAUUACGAAGUGAAAGUACCUGUACCGGAGCCAUUUCCAGUCGAACGUAACAUACCAGUUGCUGUGAAGAUACCAAUCGCAGUGCCUCAACCAUUUCCAGUUGACAAAUUGGUCCAUUACCCGGUGGAGGUCAAGGUCGAUCGGCCCGUGGCUGUGCCAAUAUCAAAGCCCUACGCUGUACCAGUGGCCAAACCCGUGCCUUAUCCAGUUUACAAAACAAGAUAUGUACCGUACGAGGUCAAGGUUGACAGACCAGUUCCAGUACAAGUGAUCAAGCAUGUACCGUAUCCCGUUAAGGUGCCUGUUCCCCAGCCUUACCCCGUGGAAAAGGAAGUCCCUUAUCCCGUAUUCAAGAAGAUACCGUAUCCCGUUGAGAUUCCAGAGGAACGGCCGGUCCAUGUACCAAUCGAAAAACCCGUUCCCAUUCCAGUCCAAAAGAAAAAAGCACAAACUGCUGAUAAGAAGACUAGUCCAACUGGUGGCGUCACUCAAGCGAUCAUAGGAAAGGGAAAAGCAAUGUCGAGAAAUUACUUCGAAGCUAUGGCUGACGAUCCGGGGGCUGGUGAAAAAGCUGAUAACAGUGAUGAGGUGAAAGAGGGAGGUGCAGAUAUCACAGAUAGCAACUAG
This is a messenger RNA of Diachasma alloeum, 1287 nucleotides long. Its product is annotated as tetra-peptide repeat homeobox protein 1-like. The record is from RefSeq and is a predicted model, not a curated record. The transcript has 3 exons. NCBI's taxonomy places the organism in Eukaryota, Metazoa, Arthropoda, Insecta, Hymenoptera, Braconidae. Bases 1 to 1287 code for a protein of 428 amino acids.